AUGGUGCAGGACGCACCCAACGCACUUGCCUCCGACGCCGAUCACCCCGCCCCGCCGUCCCGCCUCCUUUCUAAGCACCGCCCGCGCCGCCGCGCCGCGGCCCCUCGCCCGCCCCUGCCACCACCUGCGCCGCCAGCGCCCGCGCGUGGCCUGCCCGAUCUCAGCCUGUGCCACUGCUGCGGCGUCCGCUUCCCAACGCCCCAGCCGGGGGCCAGGUCCAAGCGCCGCCCGGUCCGUCCACUCAGCUCCCUAUGGCGCGUCGUCCUCCUCUGCGCCGAAUGCCUCUCCCUCGUCCGCUCCGCCGCUGUAUGCUCCUACUGCCUCUCCCUCGACAACCUGCCGCCCGAGGACUCCGCCGUCGUCUGCCGCCGCUGCAAGCGCUGUGUCCACCGAUCCUGUAUCCCCGCCGAACACCGCACGACCGUGAUCCAGCCGGUCGAUGUGGAGGAUUUCCUCUGCGUCGAUUGCUGCCCCACCGUGAGAUCGAAGAACAGGGGCUUCAAUUUGGGGCUGAAUCUGGAGGCUUGCUUCUGGGAUCGUACCUCCGUUGCUGGGGAGAACGCUCUGAGGAAGGCUGCGGAGGUGAAGUUGGCUUCCAAUCGGGGGAACAACGCUGUUGGCAGCAGUGGGCUGGUGGGGAGGAACAGUGGUGUUCCGGUUCUGCUGGACGAAGACUUAGCUUUGCAGCUACACCUGGCAAUGAAUGGAUCACAGAGGAUUUCACGUUCGGGUAAUUCAGCUGGUGGUGGCUCUGCCGAGCCAGGCAAGGGGAAGAAUGAUGGGGUUGGUGGUAGGAUUUGCAACAUAAAUCAGGAGAUUUGCAUAACCAAUAUGAUGGCUCAGCUUGAUGAAGAAGAAGAACCAGGUUGCAACAGGGUUUCAAAGUGCCUUAGGAGUUCUGAUUCCUCUGUCACAGUGGUUCUUGCGCUGGAAUGUGUGAAAGGUAAACACGCUGAGGAGAGCAUGAAAGCUAAAAGAAAAGGUCCUCAUGUGAUUACACAGCAGGAUGAUUUGGUGGAUCCCUAUAAGAAGUAUAGCAAAAGGAGCUCAAGCAAGUUGGCAAAAGAUGGAUAUGUUGAGAGCCGGAACAUGUGUGAUGGGAUGGACAUAGAUGCUGAUCUUGGUGGUAAUGGGGUGGCUCCUAUGAAAUAG
This is a messenger RNA of Miscanthus lutarioriparius, 1152 nucleotides long. The record is from the annotation of a GenBank genome assembly. Lineage: Eukaryota; Viridiplantae; Streptophyta; Magnoliopsida; Poales; Poaceae.